Messenger RNA from Mauremys reevesii (Reeves's turtle), 10751 nucleotides. RefSeq names its product cyclin dependent kinase 18 (gene CDK18). Gene Ontology annotation, molecular function: protein kinase activity; ATP binding. Gene Ontology annotation, biological process: protein phosphorylation. The transcript has 26 exons. Gene Ontology annotation, cellular component: nucleus; cytoplasm. Lineage: Eukaryota; Metazoa; Chordata; Testudines; Geoemydidae. The record is from RefSeq and is a predicted model, not a curated record. Bases 1320 to 2975 code for a protein of 551 amino acids.
AAGUCACAAGCCAGCUGAGCAUCUGCAUCCAAAGGACAGGAACAUAGACCCCUCCCUGGGAGCUAAGCAGGAGUGCAACAGCAAAUAAGAGAGGGGUCAGCUGCAACAGGAUGAAGUAGCAGAUUGCCUGAGGAGGUGUAAAAUAAAUCCCCUUCCAGGCAGGGGCAGCCUGACCCCGACGUGAUUCGAACACGCAGCCUUCUGAUCUGGAGUCAGACGCGCUACCGUUGCGCCACGAGGUCCCGUCAGUCCGGGCUGGAGCGGCGCUUGAAGAGGCUGUGCGCAACACUCCAGCAGUCUGAUCCUGCAAUCUCCCUUCCAGUGUGGAAUUAAUAAGAGUUCAGUGUGUUAAGAGCUGAAAAUUGUCCAACGCACUCAAAUCUGAGAAGCCGUGGAGCCCACAGAAGCAAGCGAAGGUGAAUUGGGGCAUCCCCUAUGGCAGGUCAGUCUAAUCUCUGAAAUACAGAGAGUCCUGAAGGAAACUUCAACUGGCCCCUCAUCCCUAUCUCAGCAAGGAAGGCAGUCUGAGCUAGUGAACAGGGCACGGGAUUGGGAGCUUGGACUCUUCCAGCCUUAAUUUCAGGACUUCAGUGGGAGUGGAAUUCUUUGGUAGAGAUUAUGAAAAGCAACAUAACAAACCACUGAGCACUGAACACAGACUUGCAGAGGGAAUAGCUUUGCCAGCAAAGACGAAGAGGAACAAAAGCCCAGCGAUAAGAGCGGUGCUGAAUAGGUGUCUUCCUAAUUCAGGAUCCCUGAGGUGCAGAAGAGGAGAUGUCUGUCUAUAAACCACAGGGGGAAAGGAAAUGCUCAGUUCAACUCCUGAUAUUAGAGAACUUAAGAAAUAAUGUGUUGGGCAAGUGAAGCAGAGCAGGAGAAGGCGAGAGAGCAAAUGAGACAAGGGAGAGAGAUGGAACGAGAAGGAGAAAGGAGUCAGUUGGAAGGGCUAGGUGCUGCUCAAGGUGUGUGUGGUGGCCUGCACCCUCGGCUGGGAGUCAGGAGACCUGCGUUCUGUUCCCGCCUCCGCCACCAAACAAUUGUGUGACCUCAGCUAACAGGGAUGCAGCUAUGACAGGAGCAGCAGCAGCAGGGUCUGCUCAUGGCAAUGCUCGAGAGGGACCAGGGUUCAGAUCCAGCCACAUCAGAGGGCAGAGGAGAAAGCUGAAGCACAGAGAGCAGAAGCGACUUGUCCAAUCUUCACCCAGUGGCAUAGAGAUUAGAACCCCGGUCUCCCCAUUUCCAGACCUGUUCCUUAUCCAGUAGGCCGUACUACCUCCCUGGAGUCUCAGCUGUUUAACUGGAAGUCCACCCUCCGUCAGAUGCUUCAGCUUUCACACUCUUGUGAUGUCAUCAUUUCUCCAGUUCUCCAAGGAGUCCUCCAGCAGAAAACAGACAGCCUUGUAAUUCUGUAUGAAAACAGACAGGACAAUCUCCCAGGACAGAACAGUCUCCCAGGACUUCUUCUGGCCUCUUGUUCUCCAUGCUCUCUUUCUAAGGGGCGCCAUGCCCUGCCAAACAGAGGGCCCUGCCGUCCCACCGCAGCACAGGAUAAAAUGAACAAGAUGAAAAACUUCAAGCGGCGGUUUUCCCUCUCCGUUCCUCGGACGGAGACCAUCGAGGAGUCGCUGGCCGAGUUCACAGAGCAGUUCAACCAGCUCAACAACAGGAAGAAUGAAGACCUGGCACAAGGGCACCUGCAGAUGGGCCACCUGGGCAGGGGUUUCCGGGCAGAGCCAACCUCCAUUUCCCCCUCGGAGGUGGAAGGCCGGUCCCCGACAGCUGUGCGCUACCGAAGGAACAACCAGCGCCGCUUCUCCAUGGAGGAUGUCAGCAAGCGGCUCUCCCUGCCCGUGGACAUCCGUCUGCCCCCAGAGUUCCUGCAGAAGCUGCAGAUGGACAAUCCAGAGUUCCCCAAGACCUUCAGCAGGAUGUCUCGACGGGCUUCCCUCUCAGACAUCGGAUUUGGGAAGCUGGAAACCUAUGUUAAAUUGGAAAAACUGGGGGAGGGCACCUACGCCACUGUCUUCAAGGGGCGCAGCAAGCUAACUGGGAACCUGGUCGCUCUGAAGGAGAUCCGUCUGGAGCAUGAAGAAGGGGCACCCUGCACAGCUAUAAGGGAGGUUUCCCUGCUGAAGAACCUGAAACAUGCAAAUAUUGUGACCCUCCAUGAUUUCAUCCACACUGAGCGCUCCCUCACCCUUGUCUUCGAGUACCUGGACAAUGACCUAAAGCAAUAUCUGGAUAACUGCGGGAACCUGAUGAACGUGCACAAUGUGAAGAUCUUCCUGUUCCAGCUGCUCCGCGGCCUGUCCUACUGCCACAAGAGCAAGAUCCUGCAUCGAGACCUCAAACCGCAGAACCUGCUCAUCAAUGAAAGGGGGGAGCUAAAGCUGGCUGACUUCGGUCUAGCCAGAGCCAAAUCAAUCCCUACGAAAACAUAUUCCAACGAGGUGGUCACGCUGUGGUAUCGGCCCCCAGAUGUCCUGCUGGGAUCUACUGAGUACUCCACGCCCAUCGAUAUGUGGGGGGUGGGCUGCAUACACUAUGAAAUGGUCACUGGACGGCCCAUGUUCCCAGGCUCGACUGUGAAAGAAGAGCUCCAUUUAAUCUUCAGGCUUCUUGGCACCCCUACAGAAGACUCCUGGCCCGGAAUCACAUCCAACGAGGAGUUUAAGGGUUAUCAUUUCACCCAGUACCAAGCCCAGCCCUUGAUAAAUCACGCACCCAGGCUGGACACAGAAGGGAUCGACUUGCUGACGAGCCUCCUCCUGUAUGAAGCCAAAUGCCGGAUCCCCGCCGAAGAGGCCCUGCGACACCCUUACUUCAAGGCGCUGGGGGACCGAGUCCAGCUCCUCCCUGACAAUGCCUCUAUCUUCUCUCUGAAGGAAAUACAGCUUCAAAAGGACCCUGGAUACCGAGGUUCAGCCUUUCAGCAGUCAGCCCGAGGGAAAAGCAGGAGGCAGAGUAUAUUUUAAACCUGGCUCUUGUUCCCUUUGUCACCAUGGAGAUCAAAGCACUGAGAAAGGAGAGGACUACAUGCUCCCACAGGACCCAUCCACAGAAUAACUGACUCUAACAGGAAGAUACUGGAAUGCCCCUCUACCAUGGGCUGCCCUCUGUCUGUCCCCCAGAAUCCCACUGCUAACACCAGUCAGCCCACCAGUAGUUCUUGUCAAAGGAGCUCUGCCCCCAGUUGCUCAUUUUUCAUGUGACACCACCGAGAGUAAGCUACUGCAUUCCAUACCCGGGUAAGGUACUUUAUCUAGUGACUAGCUACCCUGGGAGUAGCCCUGAGCUCAGGAGACUUGUGUGCUGGCCUCCUUACAAUCCUGGUUGCUGCAGUACAGGGAGGUAAGCUGGAGUGCAGGCAGAGCGCAGAAUCUCAGAGGACUGGCAGACAGCUGGGUUGUGGCGUGUAGCGAUCAUAUCGCAGAAGACGUUUCUGUGAAUGCACGGCAUGCCUGUGCUUGGGCAUCCUGCUAUAUCCACCACUGGGGAAGUCUGACCUGGCAAGACGUAUUGCACUGAAUGAAGGAUGUGCUAUCACAAGCAGGGGACGCCCUACGGUGAGCCCCAUCCAGGGCUUUCUGACAUCAGACAUUUAGUUGGGACUGAAACAUUUAACAAGGGAGAGCUCUCCUUCAGCCCCUCCCCCCAUGGUUAUCAACCAGGGAUCCCUCUUCCCCUCCACAUAAUUUGAGCCUCAUGCACAGUUGCUGGGAUUGCCUGAAUGGCAGCCCCAAGAGGUCCAGAGGAACGAGGUUGUUAAGGGGAAAAUGUAGAUUAGUUGGAUUCCUCUGAUCCCUCGGUUUCCCCAACAACACCCCCCACCCCCAGUUUAUUUUCUAAGCUCUGACACCUGGCUGCUGUCUAAAGACAUCCCUAAAGCAAGAGCACAGAGUGCUGUAGCACGGCUGGUGUUCAGGAUGCAGACUCUGUCAUUAGAUCCAUGCAAAAUGUUCCCCGAGACAUCUCUCACGCCAUGUUUCGCGGCAGUUCCGAGCCCCUCUGAUUUAGCUUUUCUGAGAAACCAGUGAAGUCCCGUUUCCCACAUCAAGAUCCUGCUGUGUUUCUAAUCUGCCUUGCACGGAAAGGUGCGUUUCCACUAGGAAAAGGACCCAUUUCCCAGCGAGCGGCUCAGGAAUUGCAGCAAAUGGUCCAGCCACUUGGGCCCAUCUUUGAGCUCAUAUCAAAACAUGAAAGAGAACAAGUAGUUUCACCGAUUGGUGCGAAUGAGCUGUGCAUGCACAAAGCUGCGUCAUUCCACCUUUGUGGUGGGCGUGCAAAGGUGCUGACCAUACCUCUGCGAGGCUGUGGGAUCAUGAACCAACUCAAACAGAACACAAGCUAUUAAGCAGAAAACAGACCCACCUUUCACUAUCUGCCCGAUCCCCUAGGACUGAGCAUAUUGUGUUGGCCCCGUCUAUUACACACAUUCCGCACUCAGUGGGACACAAGUGCUUGCUUAAAUCGGAACAUGUUCUUAAGUGCUUUGUGUCUUUUCCUCCUCCUCUAUCUCCAGGCCAUGCCAAGUCCAAUCUGGUACAAUAAGGACCUGCUCAAACUUUCCUCCAAAGCUCAAACCAAACCUGAAACUUUUUUUUUUUAAGUUUGAAUUUUUUGUUUGGUUGAUUGAUUUGGGGAUUAUUUUUUUUUAAGUUUUCAUCCCCUGUCCAGCUACCUCACCCUGUCCGAUACCCAUCAUGGCCCAGCUAGCACCAGGAAAAGAUGGGGAAUUGCUCUGGAGAGCAUGCAUCAUGGCUGGUAGACUGACUGUGGGACUGGUAGGCAGGAAGUCCUGAGUUCUAAUCCAGACUUUUCUACUCACACACUGAGUAGCCUUGGACAGGUGAUGGCACUGCUCUGUACCUCUGUUUCCCCAUCUGUCAAAUGCGGCUAAUAAUCAUUAGCUGCCUCAUGUGAGGCAAAGCAUAAGUUAGAAAUGGGCCUGGAUCUGAGCUUUGCCAAAGCUUGAGGAGGUUUGGAUCCAAGGUUCCAGUGCAGGUCAGACGCUAAAUGCUAAGCAUGAUCAUCCCCAGGAGAUUCCCGCCCUAUGUAUACACCAAAGCAGUUUGGACCAAGUUAGGCUCAUCCCAGAUAAGCAUCCAGGCCUCUGUAUUGUUUGAGAUUUGCCCAUCCCUGGUAGGUUUCUUUCGGUGUGUGUCCAGUAUACAGCAAGUUGGGGAAAACACUGUUUCCAUCCAUUAACUCAUUCAGCACUUCACUCUGCAGCACAUGAGUGAUGCGGCCAGCUUUUCCGCAUGCACUUAGAAAGUGUUCUCUGUGCCAGCUGCACCGGGUUUUCUUUUCAAGUGUAAGAGGGAGGUUUACACAUAUUUGGUUGGUGUUAGGUGGAGUAAGUUUUGACACCUGUUCCCCUUUAGCGAUCCUUUAACAAAGCUUUUUGCAUGAGAGUUUCCUAGGUAGAGCAGGAAUCUGUGCCAUGGGCUUACUCUUUCCACUGCAGACACCUCUGUUCGUGGGUGAGUAACUCAAUGAAACUUCCCCUGUAGGUGCUGGUUCAGCUAGGGACUUAAAUAUAUGCUCAGUUUUAAACACCUGAGUAAUCCCAUUGAUGCUAUUGUGCCUACUCACAUGUCUCAAGUUAGGCGCUUGUUUAAGGAGCUGUGCUGACUUGGGGGCCAUAACGUCCCAGCCUAGGGGUGAAUAUGGACCUAAUCCAUCUGCCCACUUGUGAGUUAUAGGGCCAAGUCCAUCACCAGCCUGGGGACAAUGCUCCCCUAUGGGCUCCAUCACUGGAAUUUAGAGCACUCAUACUCAGUGCCAAUGUCUCUUGCUUAUUCUCCUACAUCCCUUGUGUGUGUUCUUCCUGGUCUCAUCAGCCCCAGGCUCUGAGGACUCAUCUAGGCAUGUAAGCCAUGGUGAGUUAUGUUGUAACAUCUGUGGCCACCUCUGAAUCUCAGCUGCUACAAUGCUGUGCUUGGGGACUGUUUGGAAUUACCAAGCCACAGCAAGGAUAGAACUCAGCACUUCCUGCUCCAAAUCCUGCCCCAGGAGCUAAAGGGGGAUCCCCAUUGAGCUUUCUGAGUAUAGAGCCUAUGAAGCCCAGAUAGGCAGGUCUAGUUCCAUCCUGUAGAGGGCAGUGGAGCUGUGCUGGCACUAGAAGUUCUUGAUGUCCAACAUAGUGAGAAUAAUGAGGUUUUGGGGCAGCUAAUGAUUUGUUACACGGUUAACAAGGGCAAUGUUUUCAUUGACUUUUGGGCAGAAGAGGAAACAGUCGUCUACCGGUGCUUGCAGUCUGUUUUCCAGGGGUGCCAAGCACCCGCCGCACCCACUGAAAUUAACUUUUGUCGGAAGUGCUCAGUGUCUCUGAAAAUCAGCUCUGUCUGACUCAGCUUAAAUCCUUCCAGCCUAGGGACCAGACCUUCAGAUAAAGUACAGACCAGGCUUUCAGAAAGCUUACGGGGGAGCAAGGGACGGUGGCUUGGUAGGGUCAAUAGAAUCAAAGAAAUUCAGGGUGGGAAAAGAUGUUAUUAAGUCUGCUCAUCCAUCCCCCUUGGUCUUUUGGCUCUAACAACACAGGCUUCUACAACUGGUGCUAAAGGAGAGCUCCCUUAUCUGACAUCAGUAGCAGGCACUUCGGUCUCUGGAGAGCUCCACCAGUCUCAUGUACAAACACACCAGCAUAGUGCGUACCCAGCCUCCCACCCCAGUGCCUAUGGGGCUAAUUUUCAAAGGUGUUGCUGAGCAUCUGCAAUGCCUGUUAGCUUCAGCUGAAUCAGUGGGUGCUCAGCACCUCUGGAAGUCUGCCCUUUCCCCAUUACUCUCCACUCGAGAGGCCUACCAUAGAAAUACCAGGGAGAGGAGAACAAGGGAGGCAAUGUCACUCACUGGCGUGGAGUCAUCUGGGCUGCAAAGUGGGACAGAAGGUUAUAGAAUGACCGUGACCAUGCAGCCAGGACUGUUUUCUCCAGGUUCAGCACGUGAAGGAGAAAGUUAUCUCCAAGCCUGUAACCCGUACACUCUACUCCUGCGUAGCUCUGUCCGUUUCCCCACAGACCUUUCCUGAAGGAGAUCUCUCUGGCAGGACGCUCUUAUUUAUUAGCCUAGUGAGCUGCUAGCAGUGUGAGUUUAAGAUAACGCCUUUUGUUCCCCGGCAUUUCGGUGGGUGUUUAUUCCUAUUCAGGAGAGUGAUAGCACAUGUAAAUAUUUAGCACCCCUCUGAGCAGGGUUUGAUUUAUAAUCCCCCGGCACUUGCUCCCUGGCAGGGCUUGGGAGGCUGAGUCCUAGUUAUGUGAUCUCUGGGUUCCUGCACAUGCUCUGCCUGUAAAUGCCUUCCAGACACCUACAUGUGAGCAGAAACUUUUAGCCCAGUGGCAUGAAGACACUGGUCAGAUCCUGAGCAAAUAUAAAUUGCCAUGGCCCCACUGAAGCUUGUGGGGAUAGAGCCAGAUAUACAAUGGUAUUUAGGUGCCCAAAGAGGCAGAUAGGCUCCUACUGGGUUUUACAAAAGCUCCUAAACAAGUUAGGUGCUAAACUCCCAUCGAAAGCCAGUAGGCGAUAGGGAUCCAACUCACUUGUAAAUCCAACUGAGCACCUAUCUGCAUGCUUAGGUGCCUCAAUAUGUUUAUAAAUCUGGCCCCUACACAGAUUUGCAUUUGCUGAGCAUCCAGCUCUGUCUCCUCUGGCAGAUUAAUCCAGUUCUGUUCCACUGUGCAUGUAGACCGUUGCAUUAAUUUGAAUGUUUUCAAGGCUGAAGCAUUGGUUGCAUUUUGUUUCCUAGGGUUUCACCGGGCAUUAUUUGCUAAUUGCAUGGUGCCACUGAGCUGUUUGCAACAGGGAGAUGGCAAAUGCAAUGGAUAAUUUCAUAGAUUUAAGAACUAGAAUAGAGAUUUAGCCAGGAAUCGCUGACCUACCUCGUCUGUGUGACAAGACGCAUGCAUUGUACUGUAAUAUGGUAUUGCCAUCAGCUGGCACACUUCAAGGCUGUGAUCAACCGGACUGGCUACUCUGGUUGGAGUAUCAGCAACAUUAUGGGAGUGCAUUAACCCAGUUGUUCUUGCUGCACAUCAAGUUCUUUGGGCCUGGUACUCUUCUCACUUAGCAAGGUGUAUAUCAGCCGACUACACUAAAGUCAGUGGAAUUACCCGAGUAUAAAACUGGUGUGAGUCAGUGGAGAAUCAAACCCUGUGUUACUAAUCCAGUAUUAGGUUUGCGAGCACAAGGAGUUCCUUGUUGGAAACUGGGUUUUGUUUAGCUCUGUGCCAGUCUAACAGCCAGUUCAGGCAAGGCUUGGAGAGAGUCUUAACCGAAACCUGCUCUAUCCCCAGUGAUAUGUGAACCUUUUCCCCUCUCGUUGCCAGCAAGUAGAAUUAAAAGGACCUAAGAACGGCUAUAGUGGGUCAGACCACUGGCCAAUCUAGCCCAGUAUCCUGUCUCUGGCACUGGCCAGAGCCAGAUGCUUCAGAGGGAAUGAACAGAACAGGGCAAUUUUGAGUAAUCCGUCCCCUGUCAUCCAGUCCUGGCUUCUGGCAGUUGGAGGUUUAGGGACACCCAGAAUAUGAAGUUGCAUCCCUGACCAUCUUGGCUAAUAAUAGGACCCACACGCACACUUAACAUUUUUUUAUAAAACCUAAUAGAAAAAUGGCCAUGACUUUUAUUAACUCAAUACAUUUAAAUUGGUGGAUUUAAACAUUCUCCAGAACAGCAGCACUGAGACCAGGAAGUGAAACUGAUCAGUCUAAUAUCUCCUGGUGAAGCACAUAUAUGGAAUACUGGGUUAAAAGUAGAGCUGGUUGAAAAAUUGGAAAUGUCUAUGGGGGUUUUUUUAAUGUUCACAUUUUUUAAUGUUUUUUGACCAGCCUUUAGUGUGGUUGAAACUUUUCCAACAAUUGGAAUUUCAAGGAAAUUUUUCUGCAAAAAUUUUUUUUAAUUUCUUGGGGUUUUUUGUAAACUUUUUUUAAUUUCUUGACCAGCUCUAGAAAAAAGUGAGUUGGAUUUUUCUUUCAAAUCUAGGCACUACUCCUUUAAAAAUCUGCAUUCUUCCAUCGCAACAGCUGAUAUCUAGCUCCAGUAAUGCCGAUAACGCUAGUGUCAAUAACAAUGGCUGUGUUACAGUGCAACAAUAAAACUUCGGAGACAUCGUCAUUUUAUUUCCCACUCCCCGUAAACAUGCACCUUUCCUGGCUCGAAACAUUUGCAGAUUUUUGUUGCAAUUUUAAAUAGCAAAACUCAGUGUGUCUGUUCUCAUGGUUACGAGAAAAUAAGCAUUUUUCUCCCCCUCCUUUAAGGUGGAAAAUUAGAGGAGCCAUUUUCCCCUAGCUUCCGAGCUGUGUGUGUUUUCUCAUGAUUUGGUGUCACUCAGAAAUGAGGUCACUGUUAGAACGUGAUCUGGAGGAGCUGAUUUAACUAACGUGAUGUUUAACAUGACUUUGUGGUCCGUGUCAGCUUGUAGGGGAAAAUGGUGCUUACGUCAGACCAGCUGGUUGGGGUUAAACCUAGGGGUCCAGCUGGCACCAUAUUAACACACACAGAUUCCUGUCUGCACUGACUGCAAAGGUCUGUUUAACACCAUUUCAGUUAAUAUGACUCCUCAAGGUCAUGUUCUAACUGCCUCAUUUUUGAAUGAGGACAAGGUCUGAGUGGUGAUGCAAGAACCUUGCGUCACUAAGGCUCGGGGUAAAAGCAGACAGGUGGAGAAACGGCGGGAUGGUGGAAAUGGCUUAGCCCUACAGAUUGAGGUACAUUCGCAUCUCAAUGGGCUUUGUGCCUUAAUAUCUACGUGUGGAGUGAAGACCAGACCCCCCAUGGGUUUGAUCUGCUCUCGCUUAUGUGGGUAUUACACUGGUGUAACUGAAAGCAGAAAUAGAUCCCAUUAGCUUAAUUAGGAUGGUGUCACUGUGAUCUCUGAUAGGAAGAUUCCAUGUCAGGUGCAGCAGCAGAUUUUUGAUACCUGCCAACCUCACUCAUUGGAGUAAUCCCCACUCCAGGAGAGCAUCCCCAAUGGAGUCCUAGAACCAGGCCAUAACCAAAUGCUACAGCGUAAUUUGUAGCAGUUCAACCAACCUUCUCCUGGUGACAUCUCUCAGCACAUGGGGCCUGAUCCACUGCUCACUGAUGUCUGUGGAAAGCCUUCCAUUGACUUCAGUAGGCAUGCUGCACUUGCCUCUGACAUCUUAAUCCCGAGGAACCUGCACAGCCCCAGGGGGGCGAAGUCCCCAGAGAACUGAAACCAUCGCACCCCACACUGCCACCAUUUUCUAGCCCUAGUUGGCCAGAGUCUGCUCAGUUUCACCAGUGCAAAUCUGGCAUCCCUCCGCUAAAGUCUGGAUUUACACUAACUCAGAGCAAAAUAUUGGCCCAUAUAUGUGCAGUCCAGUCUUUGUGAGAAUUGGGGUUGAAACUAACAAGGCCUCUCGCACCAAGAGCCACGGAUCUUUGCCUGAAAAUAUUGCUGCAGCUGUGCCGUAUCUGUUCUGUUUCUGUAUCUUGAGUCUAGUUGUUGAAUGCACCUUGCUGUCCCUUCAGAAUUUCUUGCUAGUGAUGUCCCGUGUUAACAGGGGCAAAUAGUAAGAAGCCCCUUUCUGGUUUAUUUGUCACCUUCAUCCUCAGCAUCUUGCUUUUCCUGGAAGAGGAAAUACACACACACACGCGCAAGCCACCAGGAUAACCAUACUGUGAAUGUUCUCCAGUGUGAUUCAUUUGCAAAUACAAAUAAUAUAUUUAACUAUUAUUGUAAAAACAGAAGAUGAAUUUUAAAAGAAAUAAUUUUAAAGGUUUAUUCCAAAAGA